Saccoglossus kowalevskii is the source of this 1850-nucleotide messenger RNA. Its product is annotated as mitochondrial glutathione transporter SLC25A40-like. NCBI's taxonomy places the organism in Eukaryota, Metazoa, Hemichordata, Enteropneusta, Harrimaniidae. Gene Ontology annotation, cellular component: mitochondrion. Gene Ontology annotation, biological process: mitochondrial transmembrane transport. The record is from RefSeq and is a predicted model, not a curated record.
AUGAAAAUAACAAUUCAAGUUACAUGUACAAUCUUUGUUUGUGUACUGUAUACACAGGAUGCAUUCAUAAAGAUUGGACGCAAUGAAGGCGUGACAUCUCUAUGGAGUGGAUUGCCACCAACGCUGUUGAUGGCUGUUCCAGCUACUAUGAUAUAUUUUACAGCCUAUGACCAAUUAAAAAUGUUUCUUGGGUUUGGUCGUAAAAAUGCAGCUGCAGUUUGGUGGAUUCCUAUGUCUGCAGGGAUAAUAGCCAGAAUUGGUGCUGUAUCUGUUAUAAACCCUCUGGAGCUUAUCAGAACCAAAAUGCAGUCAAAAGCAUUGACUUACACAGAGCUUAAAAACUGUGUUAAAACUGCCAUUGCACAGGAUGGUUGGCUGUCACUAUGGAGAGGACUAGCUCCAACACUUUUGAGAGAUGUUCCAUUUUCUGCAAUGUACUGGACAAACUAUGAAAUCUUCAAAUCUGUUUUAUGUACAAGAUGCGAGCUUAGAGAACCAACGCUGGCAAUCAGUUUUGCAUCAGGUGCUGUCUCGGGAAUGAUUGCGGGUGUUAUGACCAUGCCAUUUGAUGUAGUCAAGACGCACAGACAAACUGAGUUGGGAGAAAAAAACAUACCAGGAAAACAAAUGCCAACAUCUACACUGUCAAUAAUGAAGAAGAUUUAUAGGGAGAGAGGUACAAGAGGAUUAUUUGCAGGAAUGACCCCAAGGAUAAUCAGAGUAGCACCAGCAUGUGCCAUAAUGAUCAGCAGUUAUGAACUCAUGAAGUCGUUUUUCAGAAAACGCAAUUUACGGCUGCUGGAAAAUGGAUAAACUUGCAGCUUCAUGCAAUCUACUCCUUACAAUUUGUUGUUGGAUCUGAAGGCCUAGUAUGUAAUCCCUGGGAUGAGAAAAUAGAGAUGAAGUUAUUAAAAUUUUUUCUGCUGGCACAUCCUGAUUUAAUGGAAAUGAAGACAGUGGGAGGCGCCAUUAACCCAAGUGUUUUCCUACCAAAAUUUGAAAUACAAGUUUAUCUAGGUUCAUUGACAAUUUAAGACAAUCAACAAAAAUGUAAAUUUGCAUAGUUUUGGGUCACAAUUUAGUGACAAACAUCUUGAUUACUAUUUACUGGGAAACAAAUGUAUCUUACGCAGGACUUUGUGUGGAGGGAUAUGUUUUGAAAUAAGACUUUUACUCUAAGAGAUUUCAGCUGCAAUUUGCUUCUAGAUCUAUUACGAAGGCAUUACCCAAGAAUUACUGAUUUAUGAGAACCCAAAACUGUCAUAGCUUAUUCACAAUUGGAGGGCAGUGCUCUCCCUGUUGCAAAUUUGAAUACAAUUGACAGAUUUGGAAUCCAUUCAGUGCCGAUUGGUCUAUUUUUUACUAAAAAAUGUCAAGAUGAAUUAGGAAACAUUACAUGAUGUAUACAAGAAAUGGUUGCCAUUCAUUGAUUUCUAUUUUCAUUUACUAACUCGCAAAAAGAGCACCCAACACAAGUGAUUUAGUUUGUCAGCCAAUUCAUAUCUUUUACCGAUAAAUGAUUUGGGGCCCAUGAGGUAUAUGUAACACAUGUAAAACCAUUUUAAUGUGCUAUGCAAUGGCCUGAAAGAGAAAUAUAAAUAUACUUUUUAUUCAAAGCUAGUUUAAUAUUUUAAGUAGUUAUUUUGAUGCUGUUUAGUAGACAACCUACUGAUGGACAAACCAUAAAAUUAUGUAAAUAUAUAUAUAUUAACGAUUUUGCAGUUUUGAAUAUAUAUAGUGCAAGAUGUGAAAAAACUAGAUUUGAGUGUGUCCACUCGUUUGAGUAGAGUUGUACGAUAAUGUAAGCAGUGGUUCAGCAUAUCAUUGCUAUGUUAUUAUGUAAGAUUGAA